Bufo gargarizans (Asiatic toad) is the source of this 2271-nucleotide messenger RNA. It is a transcript of the gene GLA, whose product is annotated as galactosidase alpha. Gene Ontology annotation, molecular function: alpha-galactosidase activity. Gene Ontology annotation, biological process: glycoside catabolic process; oligosaccharide metabolic process; glycosylceramide catabolic process. Lineage: Eukaryota; Metazoa; Chordata; Amphibia; Anura; Bufonidae. The transcript has 7 exons. Bases 41 to 1264 code for a protein of 407 amino acids. Gene Ontology annotation, cellular component: cytoplasm. The record is from RefSeq and is a predicted model, not a curated record.
UCCCGGAAGAGGAGCGCUGAUUGGCUGAGCGGCAGUGGCCAUGCGGUGUGUGUGGUGGGCGCUGAGUGCCGGCGUCGUGCUGUGUCUGCAGGGGGUCCGCGGCCUGGACAAUGGCCUGGCGCGCACCCCCCCUAUGGGCUGGUUACACUGGGAGAGGUUUCUGUGCGAGACCAACUGUGUGAAGAACCCUACGGGCUGCAUCAGUGAACAGCUAUUCAUGCAGAUGGCAGAUGUGAUGGUAUCAAAUGGAUGGGUAAAAGCUGGAUACAAAUACCUGUGCAUUGAUGACUGCUGGUUGGCUACACAGCGGGAUAAAAACAAUAGAUUGCAAGCAGAUCCCACAAGAUUUCCUGGAGGAAUCAAGAAAUUGGCCGACUAUGUUCAUGCUCACGGAUUACUGCUUGGAAUAUACCAGGACGUGGGUAAAAAAACAUGUGCUGGAUAUCCAGGAAGCCAGGGAUUUUAUGAGUUGGAUGCACAAACCUUUGCUGACUGGGGAGUAGAUCUGCUCAAAUUUGACGGUUGUUACUAUGAAACUCUGGAGCAACUUGAAGAUGGAUACCGCCGUAUGUCCAUAGCAUUGAACCAGACAGGUAGAAAUAUAGUGUAUUCUUGUGAGUGGCCAUUGUAUGCUCGUCAUUUAUCGAAGGUCAAUUAUACUGAAGUGGCUGAGUACUGUAACUCGUGGAGAAAUUUUAAUGAUAUUCAAGAUUCUUGGGCAAGUGUAAAGACGUUGAUAGAUUUCACAGCAGCUUUACAAGAUCAGCUGGUCCCUGCAGCUGGGCCCGGAGGAUGGAAUGACCCAGACAUGCUUGUUAUUGGUAACUUUGGCUUGAGCUGGGAUCAAGAAGUCACACAAAUGGCUCUAUGGUCCAUCAUGGCUGCUCCAUUGCUAAUGUCUAAUGAUUUGCGAGAUAUCAAUCCAAGAUCCAAAGAACUUUUGCAGAACCAAGAAGUCAUUGCCAUCAACCAAGACCCCCUUGGUGUCCAGGGGUACAGAGUGCUUAUGGUAGAUGGCUUUGAAUUGUGGGAAAAGCCCCUUGCUGGAGGAUGUCUUGCAGUUUCGGUGACAAAUCGCUACGAGAUAGGUGGUGCUCAACAGUUUCUUCUGUUACGUAGCAUGCUCUGGAAAGGAUUAGCUUGUAAAAAGUGUUAUUUGACACAGUUGCUUCCCACGCGGUAUGAGUACGGGAGCUUCAAUGAAACAUUCUGCUUGCAACUAUCAGUGAACCCCUCUGGCACGGUAUUGUUGAGGGUGGAAUAAGCACUGCAGCUUGGCUCACAAUGACUGGUGCAAUCAACUGGUUUUGGGAAUACUGUAGGUUACUGAGCGCUAAAAUAUUAAAAUUGCUUAAUUUGAUCACAAUGAAUAGUGCAAUCAACUGGUUUUUGAAAUACUGCAUGUUCCUUUUCACUUAAAUAUUUAAAUUGCUAAAGGGGGUUGUCUAGCUUUAUAUAAGGUAUGGCCUGCUCUCAGCUGUUUGGGUGUAGCUCUGUCCACAGAAAUCAGCACUGUCAACGUAGCAGUGGACAGCGCUCGUCUCGCAGCUCUGCUCCCAUUAAAAUCAUUGCCCACAUUUUCCACUACAGCGUUGACAGUGCUGUUUAGUUCCAGUGCUGAUAUCUGUCAAUGGGGCUACAGCUGACUGGCAGGGUGUCAGACCCCCGCCGAUCAGCUAGUGAUGGCCUAUCCUGAGGAAAAGACUGGACAACUCCUUUAAAAUAUCAUGGUUUUAGGGAUGAGUUUAUUUUGUGAGAAGAUACAAACAAGUGUUUUCCUAAAAAAUACCCCACAGAAAGGACUACCUAAAUCAUUUUUUUUUUAUCAGAAGCCUCUGCCUUCUACUGCUUUUCAACUUACAGACAAGAAGCACAACUGUGUGACUGAUUUUCAAAAUAGCCAUCUCCACUGACUUUAAUGUCCUAAUGCACAAUUACAUGCAUAUACACCAUCUAUGGGUUAUACGUGCUGCCGAAUGUUGUGAUGUGUGCAGGAGCCUGGCUGUAACGGACACCCAGGUUCCAGCUGCAGUGGUUGAGAUUGGUGAUAAGGGUGCUUUCACACCGUUUUUAUACUGGUCUUCUGUGCUUUGCAACAUUUUUUGCUGUAAAAACAGCAGCUCCAGCUGUUGACUCAAGGUCUAUGGGAACGAGCAUUUUUUGCUCCUGUCAUCUUUGUUAUUUAGGUGGCAUCAUUUGUCUUUCUGGCUUCUUUUCAAUAAACAGCAUGCUGCAGCUUAUUCCAGUUUUUCAGGCAUUUUCACAUUAUCU